Messenger RNA from Coffea eugenioides, 3570 nucleotides. RefSeq lists its product as uncharacterized. NCBI's taxonomy places the organism in Eukaryota, Viridiplantae, Streptophyta, Magnoliopsida, Gentianales, Rubiaceae. Gene Ontology annotation, molecular function: nucleic acid binding; RNA-DNA hybrid ribonuclease activity. The record is from RefSeq and is a predicted model, not a curated record. The transcript is spliced from 5 exons. Bases 1 to 3570 code for a protein of 1189 amino acids.
AUGAGAGUGCUGGUGUGGAAUUGUCAAGGAGUGGGGAGCCCCUUGACAAUUCCCCAGUUGAGAGAGGUGAACAACCUCUCCUCUCCAAGUAUGGUGUUUUUGUCUGAAACUAAGAAUAGGAGUAAUUAUAUGGGAAAAGUUAAAAACAUUUUGAAGUUUGAUGAGAUACAAGUUGUCGAGUCUAUGAAUAAGGCUGGAGGGAUUUACGCAAGCUGUGAUGAUCAAACUCGGAAACAACAAUGGAAAGUAAUCCAAUCCAGGAAGCAUCUUUGGGGUGAUAAAUGGCUAAUAGCAGGGGACUUUAAUGACAUUGUUUCAAAUGCUGAAAAGUGGGGAGGGAAUAGGAGGGAAGAAGGUAGUUUCAAGCCCUUUAAAGACUUCAUCAACGAUAAUCAGCUCCUGGAGAUUGGAUUCGAGGGACACCCAUGGACUUGGUGCAACAAUUGGGAAGGGGAAGGUGAGAUCAAACAGCAGAUGGAUAGAGGCUUGUGUAGCUUUCCGUGGUAUCAACUCUUUCAGCAAGCCAGCUGCCAACAUUGUGAUUCCUAUGCUUCAGACCACAGCAUACUGCUCUUUGACACUAAACCUACCCAAGCUAGGAGGAAGAAAAGGUUCUACUUUGAUAAAAGAUGGUUGCAACACCAAGAGAUUUAUGAGGUUGUGGAACAGGCUUGGAGGCAAGGAAAUGAUGGUUCCAGGAUGUAUAAAGUAACCCAGAAGAUCAAAUUGUGUAGAACAGCUUUAUUAAAGUGGAGAAAUAAGGUUCAAGGAAAUUCAAAGCUUAAGAUUGAUAGGAUCAAGGGUCAGUUGCAGGAGCUCAAAGAAUGUGAUAUAAGUGAUAAGAAGGAGCGGGGAAAAAUUCUCAAAAGCAGCUUAAGAGAGGCUUACAGACAGGAAGAAAUAUAUUGGAGCCAAAAAGCUAGGCUGCAAUGGCUGAAGGAAGGGGAUAAAAAUACCAAGUUCUUCCAUGCGUGUGUCAAAGAUAGAAGGAGGUUGAACAGAAUGAAGCAUAUCCAGAGGGAGAAUGGGAGCUGGGCUACAAACGAAGAGGACCUAGGCACGGAAAUUGCAGCUUAUUAUACUAAGCUCUUCGAAGCUUCAGAAGAAGGUGACAUGCAGGAAAUGUUAAAUGGUAUACCACACACUAUCACAGGGACUAUGAAUGACAAACUUACGAAACCUGUAGGGCAUCUCAUUAAGUCAGUCAAUCACACAAUCAUAUCCCUCAUUCCCAAAGUCAAAAAUCCUACAUCUCUUAAGCAGUACAGACCAAUCAGCCUCUGCUCUACGGUGUAUAAAAUCAUAGCCAAAAUUCUCGCUAAUAGACUCAAGCAGGUUCUCCACCACUGCAUUAGUAAAAAUCAGUCAGCUUUCAUUCCUCGAAGACAAAUUCUUGAUAAUAUCAUGCUCUCUCAUGAGUUCAUUCAUUAUCUUAAUAACAAAAGGCUAGGCAAAGAUGGGUUUAUGGCUGUGAAAUUAGAUAUGUCUAAGGCUUAUGACAGAGUUGAAUGGAGGUUUUUGGAUGCUGUGAUGAACAAAAUGGGAUUCAAUGACCGUUGGAGGAGGUGGAUCAUGGAGUGCAUGUCAACAGUCAAUUACUCUUUCACGAUCAAUGGUCAAACCAGAGAAUAUGUGACUCCCCAGAGAGGAAUUAGGCAGGGAGAUCCGUUGUCACCAUACCUGUUUCUCUUAUGUUCAGAAGGACUCUCUAGCUUACUCCACACAGCUACGGAGGAAAAAAGGAUAAUGGGUUUAAAAAUCAGUAGACUUGGUCCUACUGUGUCCCAUUUAUUUUUUGCUGAUGACUCGCUGAUAUUUUGCAAAGCCGACCCAAAGAAUGCAGCUGAAUUGAGAAGGAUUCUCCAGGUGUAUGAGAAGGGCACUGGACAGAUGGUUAACUUGGAGAAGUCUUCAGUUUUCUUUAGUAAAAAUGUGGAUCAGCAACUACAACUGGCUACUUCUCAAGCUCUAGGGGACAUUCAGAUUGUUAAUAAAGGGAGAUAUCUGGGGCUUCCAAUGGUAGUUACUCGAUCCAAACAUCAGUUAUUUGGGUACAUUAAGGAUAAUAUCCAACAUAGGCUACAAAGGUGGAAAAAUAAGUUGUUGAGUGCGGCUGGGAAAGAGGUAAUGCUUAAGGCAGUUGCUUAUGCCCUGCCAACUUACACUAUGUCAUGCUUCAAGAUCCCUAAAAGGAUGUGUAAGGAUAUAAACUCCAUCGUGGCAAAUUAUUGGUGGGGAGAGGCCAAUGGAAGAAACAAAAUGCAUUGGAGCUCUUGGAGUAACAUCUCGCGGGACAGGAAAUCUGGAGGACUAGGAUUCAAAGAUUUAGAGGCCUUUAAUAUAGCUUUACUAGGGAAGCAAGUGUGGAGAUUACUCACUCAACCAAACUUGCUUGUUAGUAAAGUGCUUAAAGCUCGAUAUUUUCCUAAGGAGUCCAUUUUCAACUGCAAGGUUCCUGCAAAUGCUUCGUGGAUCUGGAAAGGAUUGAUGGGGGCAAGGAAGUUUAUGGAGGGAGGAAUUCGGAGGAGGAUUGGGAAUGGGAAAAGUACCAAUAUAUGGGAUGAUUGCUGGAUUCCAGAUGCUCAUUUGGGCAAGGUGUCUUCACCUAAACCAAAGGAAACCGUGCUUCACAAGGUUCAUGACUUGAUACAUCAGCGAAAAUGGAUCCGACCCCUAAUAUUUGCGACUUUCAGCAAGCAGGAUGCAGAAAAAAUUUUGAAUAUCCCCAUCAGUUUAGGGGACAGAGAGGAUUGCCACUACUGGAUCCACGGAACUAAUGGCAUCUAUACUGUGGGGUCUGCAUAUAGGAAGCUAACUCAGGAAAAAAUGCACCACAAUAACCAAAGGGGAAGGGAGGAAGCUAGUACAAGCUGGAGCAACCAGAGCCAAGGAAUCUGGAAGUAUCUGUGGAAGCUCAAACUAUGCCACACAGGUCUGGAGGUUAGCUCCCAUCCAAUGGGAUGUAACUCUGGACCACCAAGAAAUGCAAGAGAGUUCGAUGGUAAGCAAAGGCAGCCAUGGAAAACGGUUCAGAAAGCUCAGGAAGAGUGGUUUGAAUUUAAGGAAGCUAAUGACAUACCAUCAACACGGAGUACAGAGGAAACAAGAACUCGACAGUCACAAGUGCAGCUACAAGAGCAAGGCCAUAAUUCAGUGACACUGAGACUAGCAAUACAGGUGCGAAAGGUCACUUCUCAACUUGGAAUUGGGAUCAUAUGCACUGGGAAUUUUCAACACCAGGCUCAAGGGUGGGCGCUACAUGAGAGAAGUUCUGGGAAUCAUCUCAUUGAUGAAUUAGAAGCUGUCAAAUUACUGCUCAGUAAAGCUGCUGUCUACCAGUUCGAGAAUAUUCAGGUGCAGUUGGACAACAAGCGAGUCUUUCAUCUAAUUCAGAAUGCCAAAACGCUGGACAUGCGCGUCACAACACUGCUAGAGGAUAUUCUCACUUUGAAGGCCUUGUUUCGAAUGUGCUCUUUUUGCCUAGUUGAUGGAGAUAAUAAUCAUUUAAGUAAUAGGAUUAGCGCUUAUGCGUUGAAUAUCAUUCAAGAUGAGGAAUUUGUGACUCCGUAG